AUGUGUUGGAAGUAUAACACCAAUACUAGAGAGCAAAUUGUUUCAUUCUUGUCUAUCUCUAUUGAUAAAGAACCUAACCAAAAAUUGUUGAAUGAGGUAAUUGCUAGUGUUGCUCCAACCAUUGUUGAACUUAAAACAGCUUCUCAGACUAUGGAAGAAAAGAAGACUGAUCUACUUUCUGGAUGGUUAUCAACUUAUGGAUUCUACCCAAAAGGAAAUGGUCAACCAAUUGAGAGAGUUAUUGGGUUUAUUGUUACCAACUGGGCUUCACCUUCAACCACCUUACACAUUCUUCUAAAUGCCAGAAAUAUUCGUAAUUUACUCAAUACUAGACCUGCUUCUUCUGAAGUAUUAAUGUUUUCAUUGAUGAAUUACUUGAAUAGUUUGAAUAGUCUUGCCUACAGUUCUAAACCAGUUUGUUCUAGAUUGGAAUGUCAUUAA
Messenger RNA from Naegleria gruberi, 441 nucleotides. RefSeq lists its product as uncharacterized. Lineage: Eukaryota; Heterolobosea; Eutetramitea; Acrasida; Naegleriidae. The record is from RefSeq and is a predicted model, not a curated record. The coding region runs from base 1 to 441 and encodes 146 amino acids. The transcript has a single exon.